This is a messenger RNA of Cydia splendana, 1730 nucleotides long. Its product is annotated as sialin. The record is from RefSeq and is a predicted model, not a curated record. Gene Ontology annotation, cellular component: membrane. NCBI's taxonomy places the organism in Eukaryota, Metazoa, Arthropoda, Insecta, Lepidoptera, Tortricidae. The coding region runs from base 240 to 1706 and encodes 488 amino acids. Gene Ontology annotation, biological process: monoatomic anion transport; transmembrane transport. Gene Ontology annotation, molecular function: transmembrane transporter activity. The transcript has 12 exons.
UAAACUAUCUAGUAAUCGCCACAUGAGGUCGCGCCAGUCGGGUUUCUGCGCUUGUUGGUGAAGGGUGUGCGUGCUCUCGGCUCUAGAAUUUUCGUAUUUCGUUUUUAUUUUAUAAUUACAAUUUAAGUUAUCUUCGCUAUAUUGAAGUUUAUUUGAGUGAUCGCUAAGUGUUGUAAAGUUAAGUGUGUUUAUUAAUUUAUCGUAGUGUUUUAAGAUCUCUAACUCAUUCCAAAGGCAGCAUGUCUAAAACAGAGAAGUCAUUUCCGAGAAACUUCACAGGAUGUCUAACAUGCGUCCAAGUGUUAAACAUUAUGGUGCUCCUCGGCUUCAUGCUGAAUUACGCGCUACGAGUGAACCUGACCAUCGCCAUCGUCGAAAUGAUCAUACCGACCACCAACACUACCAAUGUUACCGACACGGCCAAUGUUACCGACAUGUUCAAUGUUACUGAGCAUCCGCACAGAGAGCAGACCCGUUACCAAUGGGACACGACACAGAAGAACAUGCUUCUCGGCUGCUUCUUCUGGGGCUACGUGCUGACAGAACUACCGGGAGGGCGGCUUGCCGAAAUCAUCGGGGCCAGACGUGUCUUCGGCUACAGCACCCUAUUAGCCAGCAUCCUCACCCUCUUAAGCCCUGCUGCUGCCGCUGCAGGCUUCGGAUGGAUUGUCGCCCUCCGAGUCCUCCUAGGCUUCCUACUAGGAGCUACAUGGCCCGCCAUCCUGCCUAUGGCUUCGAAGUGGAUCCCGCCAAUGGACAGAUCGAAGUUCAUGUCUAAUAUGAUGGCGUCUUCUCUCGGUGCGGCUAUUACGAUGCCGAUCUGCGGGUUCCUCAUCGCGCAUUUGGGUUGGGAAUCGUCCUUCUAUUUCACUGGGAUAAUCGGCCUUAUGUGGUCACUGGCGUGGUUCGCUGUUGUAUACGACACUCCCGCCGAGCAUCCCCGCAUAUCAGACACAGAGAGGAACUACCUCUUGAAAGUUCUUCCUCAGGACGAAAAUGCGACGAAAGGACACAUGCCGGUCCCCUGGUGCCAGAUGCUCACCUCCCCUCCCGUCUGGGCCAUCAUCAUCACGCACGGCUGCUCGGUCUUCGGAUACUUCACCGUCGUCAACCAGCUGCCUACUUAUAUUGAGAGCAUCCUUCAUUACAGCAUCAAACACAACGGUCUGCUAUCCUCCCUACCCUACCUGGGCAAGUACCUGUGCGCGCUAGCUUCCUCCGUGCUGGCUGACAGCCUUCGUCGAAGCGGCAGGCUGUCCACCACGUCAGCCAGGAAGCUGUUCACCGGCUUCGCUGUCGGAUUACCCGGAGUCCUGAUGGUCGCGCAAGCGUUCUUCGGCCACGACCGAGUAUGGUCGGUCGCCAUCUUCACCAUCGCGCUUACCAUCAACGGCGCCGUCACCGCCGGCUACCUCGGCAACGGGCUUGACAUCGCUCCAAACUUCAGCGGAACCAUUUUCGGGAUGGCGAACACGUUGUCUUCGCUCGGCGGGUGGCUGUCUACCUUCAUGGUCGGGGAACUUACCAAACAACAUAACACGUACGCCCAAUGGCAGAUAGUAUUCUUCAUCCUCGCGGGCGUGUACGUAGUAGGAGCGCUCAGUUUCAUCAUCUUCGGCUCCGGCGAGCUGCAGCCCUGGAACGCGCGCCAGCCAAUCAGGGAACAGGAACCCCUCAACGACACGGAGAAAACUGAGAAGGCGUAAGAAUAAGGUGUUUUAUAUACCAGU